CUCUGUCUUCACGCCUCGAAAUAUAAUAUAUAUUUACAAUAGGGCAAUUAGAAUCUCUUGGUGCGAUCGCACAGAUGCAAGUUUUGUUGUUUAAUUUUCAUCGUGCGACAACUUGUUUGUAUUAUGCUGCGUUGGAAAUUAAUAUUAGCCUUGAAGAAGACAGUUUGGUGAAUCCAGCUUUGUUUGGCCAAAGCAGGUGGAGUGUUCUGUUUGGAUGGUAACUUGAAUAUUUCGUAACUUCUGCUUUUGUGUUGUACCCCGGGCUGAGAGAUAAGACAUCGGGUUUUUGCGGUUAAUUGCUCACUUUUGUAAAGAAGGCACUGUUUGAGUUUGGCGGUACAUCUCUCCACUGAAAUCUCCUAAAAUUAGCUCGAGUUUAAUGUAGAACAUUGACAAUCCCCGUCAUAAACCUAUCUGUUCUGGCGAUUUCAGAAUAGACUUGAACAAGUGUUGUGAAAAUGUGAUUCUUUUUUUAUUAUUAUUUUUUGUUACUGGUUAUUAGAUAGGGGGAGGAGACAUUGAAAACCCGCCAUCUUGACUUUGGUUUGAUUUCCAACAUUGAUCGACAAUCUAAUUCUCCUUUACAAAAUAAUUGAAAUCUAGUUUCUCCAUACAAAAUCAGUAAAUGUCCUAACAGACACGUAACGAGAAUGAACAGAAUCAUCAGCGAUUAGAUAUCGUCUUCAUGUAUUACCUAAUUCUCACAACUUUUUUAUGAGAGUCGUAUGGACAGCAGUUGGGAGAAUUGGUAUUGAGGUGAAAGUUAAAUAACGUGCCAAACACUUCAAGUAUUCUUUAAUUGUACGAGUAUUGUGUACCACCCUUACGACAGCAAGGCUUUGUUUGGUCGCCAUUCAAACACAGCUGCCAUGAAACUACAAUGAAGUCGAUAUAUGUCUCCUUCGGUUACCUAUUUUACGCUGUCAAUUUUAGGAAGCCGUGAAAAGAGUGAGGUUGCUUUCACUAUCGAACUGGCGUGUGAAGUAAGCAGCACUGAAAAUAUCACAGCUGAAGACGCUGGCAAAAUGGCUAUCAAUGAAAGUUCCUCUGUUCCAGACUUCACGAAAUAUUCCAUAGAAACGGUGGAUAUUGUAUUUGCUGUUCUUUACGGUUUUGUCGUAUUCAUUGGUUUGAUAGGGAAUUGUUUGGUUAUAAUUGUGGUGUACAGAACAAGAUCCAUGCAUACAACGACAAACUUCCUUCUCGUCAACCUAGCUGUGAGCGAUGUGAUUACUUUGCUAUGGUGCCCGAGGACUUACACUUUCGCGUUUUAUCCCAUCCAUCCUACUGGAAGUCUGGGCGACUACAUCUGCAAGAUCUUCACGGGCAAUGCGAUCAUAAGUGUGGCUAUCGCUAGUUCUGUAGUAACGCUGACGAUUCUCGCCACAGAGAGAUACCAUGCGCUUAUGAAACCAAUGCAAAGCGAACUUCGACUGACGCUCGAGCGAGUUAAAUAUGUUAUCGGCAUUACAUGGAUCGUAGCUAUCUUAAUAAGUUUACCAGCCUUUUCACAGAACAAGUACAGUGAACGAUAUGGCCGAUGCGUUUGCCCGUUUAGCUUGCAAAUCGCGAAUUCGCUGAAGGAACAUGUGAUCUGUACGGUCAUUUUGCUUGGUUUUUUACCAUUUCUGAUCUUGGCUUAUUGUUAUUUCCAAAUAAUUCGUGGCUUGUUUUUCAAGAACACCGUGUGUUCGAGAGCGCCAUCUGGAAGUAGUGAUCAUCAAACCAAAAAACGACUCGCUAAACUUUUAAUCAGCGUUACAGCCGCGUUUUACGUGUGUUACUUGCCGUACGGAGUCUUUAUCUUGUAUAUCGCGCUACAAGAUCGCUCAAAGCUAGUCGUCGACGAAAAAACCCUUUCAGUGCUAUUACGUUUGUUUGAGUUUCUAGUCACGUCAAGUUCUUGUUUAAACCCUAUACUUUACGCUUUUCGUAGCUCAAAUUAUUGGGCAGGGUUUAAAAAGAUUUUUGCGAAGCGCAAUGCAGUCCAGUCCACGGGAAAAUUAUCCUCUGUUUAUCGCGAAUCUCCGGAGCUUAUGUUUUCCACAGCGCUUUAGAAAUGUCACACUUAUCCGACAAGUUGUGUUCCAAAGUUUGUUUUGUGAACAAGACUUUAUAAUGUUUCUUUGUAUUGGGCUAAAGCUCUUGUGCAAAGCGCUCACUCUGCAAAUAUUAAAUUAUAGUCCUUUGCUAGGAUGAAAAAUUGAUGUACGGAAAGCAUUGACGGGGUUAGGUUAAUAAAAGAGGACAUUCCCCAUUUAUGUUAUUUAAGUAUAUACUUCUCAGAUAAAAUUAGUCGUUUUAGAAGCGAAACAUGUUUGUUUGCCGAAAAUUUUCAUUAAAACCGGAGACACAUGAAACUUGCUUUCGGAAUUCGUUUAUUUAACAAAGCUUCAAACGCCUUCCAAACUAAAAUGUGGUGUUCCAAUUUGAUAAAAUUCAGAGUAA
Molecule: messenger RNA, 2448 nt
Organism: Orbicella faveolata
Lineage: Eukaryota; Metazoa; Cnidaria; Anthozoa; Scleractinia; Merulinidae
Product: QRFP-like peptide receptor
Biological process (GO): G protein-coupled receptor signaling pathway
Cellular component (GO): plasma membrane
Molecular function (GO): neuropeptide Y receptor activity
Source: RefSeq, a predicted model, not a curated record